GCAAGUUUUGGCGGGAAUGGAGUUUUGAAAUUCUAAAGCUUAGAAGAAGUAAAGAGAAACUGAUUCGUAUAAUGCCAGGACGAACCUUACUCCGGCGAAUUCGGAUUGGUGCUCUCCAACAAGGGGAUGAGGGUGUGUUGGUGGUGGGAGUGAUCAUUGCCAAAAGACAAAGCCGUUCUUUUGCUGGCAAAGAUGGGCAUACCAGAUUUGUCGCUGAAAUGACAAUUCGAGACUCGCCUCAGGAUUGGAUUAAUGUGACGUUGUGGAUGGCCAAUGAGGUUUUGGCUGAGGCUUUGGAUGCCAAUUAUCAUGUGGGAGAUGUGGUCGAAAUUGCUCAACCCAAGGUGCAAUUGAAGGAAUCCGAGCCAAAGUUCUCACCCACUGUUUCCAGUCCAUUCCAAUUGACAUUCUCUGAUCCUCCAUCCUCAAUAAUGAAGCACCCCGAGCGUCGUCCAGAUUUGCAGAGAUUACUGCAAGUACCGACGAAAUCCUUGGCAUAUUUCUGUACUCUAGCAGACAUUCACACCAAUCCUCAUAUCCAAGCUGGAAAUGAAGUUGAUCUGCUGGGAGCCAUUCGAGCCGUAGGACCCACUCGAAAGUUCAAGACCAAAGGUCGUCCUGAAGCCAAAGAAAGAGAAGUCCGAGAAAUCCGACUGUUUGACCAGUUGAGCUCAAACUUAAUCCUUAAGCUUUGGGAUUUUGAGUGGAUUCACAUGGCUGAUGACUGGACCCCGACCCAAGAUAUUCUGUUCCUCGCAGAUGUUAGAGUGGAUAAAGAUGAUUUUCGUCAGUGCAAGGUUGUCACGGCCACUUCUAGGACCAUCAUCGCUAUCAAUCCAAACAUUGAGGAGGCCAAACACUUAGCCACCUAUGCCAGACACGCCAACUUCUCCCUUGGCGCCCAAGUUGAACGAUCUGUAUCCACUAUUGAUUAUCAAACCAUAAGAAAAGUGAGCAAUAUUGUCACCCUUCAAGAUCUAACCAAUACCGGGGGAAUAUCCGGUGAAUCAGAUUUUCCCUCGAUCGUUUUCGGCUACAUCACAAAAAUGGAUUUGGAUGGAGAUGUUGGCAAGAUCGUGCAUUUAAGAUGCAGCGAGUGCCAUUCAAUCAUUCCCGUUGCGACGAAACUGUGCUCGAACAUUGACUGUCAGGCCUUCAACGACCACAACUUCGUUCAGCGACAGACACCUAAAUGGAACCUAAAGAUGGAUGUCUCAGACUCGACUGGAACUUUGGAGAAUUGCAGGGUAGAUGGAGAUGCCGCCACUCGCCUGGUGGGUAAGAUUGAGGAGUUUGUGGAUCUCUCGGAAGCCGAUAAAACAAGCUUGAAAUGGCGUCAUUUCAUUCAACCAGUGAAAUUGUGGCUGGUGAUCUUGCUACCUAACAUGGAUCGCGCCCGAAGUUCAACGGUAAUACUAAAUUGGAAUCCGGUUACACUUGACGAAUUUGCCAAGGAUACACCGAUUCCUCCCAUUCAGUAGGAGACGAAAAAUUAUUCCUGAAGCAGUAAGCUCAUUGUGUUAUUAUUCAAUAACCUCAGGUACUAUGGUUAAGUUGUUUGGCCCAAAUUGAAAAUGGAACAAUAUCAAAUUGGUAUAGAUCGAACAAUAGAAAACGCCUUUUUCGAGACCUCA
Molecule: messenger RNA, 1634 nt
Organism: Tigriopus californicus
Lineage: Eukaryota; Metazoa; Arthropoda; Copepoda; Harpacticoida; Harpacticidae
Gene: hdm
Product: meiosis-specific with OB domain-containing protein-like
Exons: 6
Coding region: 72-1481 (469 amino acids)
Biological process (GO): resolution of meiotic recombination intermediates
Molecular function (GO): single-stranded DNA binding; single-stranded DNA 3'-5' DNA exonuclease activity
Source: RefSeq, a predicted model, not a curated record